Molecule: messenger RNA, 2329 nt
Organism: Gallus gallus (chicken)
Lineage: Eukaryota; Metazoa; Chordata; Aves; Galliformes; Phasianidae
Gene: YARS
Product: tyrosyl-tRNA synthetase
Exons: 14
Coding region: 39-1649 (536 amino acids)
Biological process (GO): tyrosyl-tRNA aminoacylation
Molecular function (GO): ATP binding; tRNA binding; tyrosine-tRNA ligase activity
Source: RefSeq, marked validated
GACGUCAGAGAGGCACCGGCGAGCGCCGAGUGGGGCUGAUGCAACCCGGGCACGCCGCUGCCGCCAUGGAGACCGCGUCCGGCCCGCAGGAGAAGUACCAGCUCAUCACCCGCAACCUGCAGGAGGUGCUGGGUGAGGAUAAGCUGAUGGCCAUCCUGAAGGAGCGGGAGGUGAAGAUCUACUGGGGCACCGCCACCACGGGCAAGCCGCACGUUGCCUACUUCGUGCCCAUGUCCAAGAUCGCCGACUUCCUGAAGGCUGGCUGUGAGGUGACGAUCCUCUUUGCUGACCUCCACGCUUACCUAGACAACAUGAAGGCCCCCUGGGAGCUGCUGGAGUUGCGCACUCGCUAUUAUGAGCAUGUGAUCAAAGCCAUGCUGGAGAGCAUUGGAGUGCCCCUGGAAAAGCUGAAGUUCAUCCGAGGCACGGACUACCAGCUCAGCAAGGAGUACACGUUGGAUGUGUACCGUUUGUCAUCUGUGGUGACACAGCAUGAUGCAAAGAAGGCAGGAGCAGAGGUGGUGAAGCAGGUGGAGCAUCCUUUGUUGAGCGGCUUGCUCUACCCAGGCCUGCAGGCCCUGGACGAGGAAUACCUCAAGGUCGAUGCACAGUUUGGAGGAGUUGAUCAAAGGAAGAUAUUCACCUUUGCAGAGAAGUACCUUCCUUCCCUGGGCUAUGCCAAGCGCAUCCACUUGAUGAAUCCAAUGGUUCCCGGUCUGACAGGCAGCAAAAUGAGCUCAUCAGAAGAGGACUCGAAAAUUGAUCUUCUGGACCGCAAAGAAGAUGUGAAGAAAAAGCUGAAGAAGGCUUUCUGUGAGCCAGGGAAUAUAGAGAACAAUGGUGUCCUCUCCUUCAUUAAGCACGUCCUCUUUCCCCUCAAGUCAGAGUUUGUGAUUCUGCGAGAAGAAAAAUGGGGAGGAAACAAAACAUACACAGCCUAUGAAACUCUGGAGAAGGACUUUGCUGAGCAGGUUGUGCAUCCUGGAGACCUGAAGAACUCUGUGGAAGUGGCCCUGAAUAAGCUGCUUGACCCCAUCAGGGAGAAAUUCAACAGCCCAGAGCUGAAGAAGUUGACCAACGCAGCAUAUCCUAACCCAUCCAAAGCAAAGCCUGCAGAGAAAGGCACCAAGAACUCAGAGCCAGAGACUAUUGUCCCAUCUCGGCUGGACAUCCGUGUUGGCAAAGUGGUCAGUGUGGAAAAGCACCCAGAUGCUGAUAGCCUGUAUGUGGAGAAGAUCGAUGUGGGUGAGCCUGAGCCCCGUACUGUGGUCAGUGGCCUGGUGCAGUUUGUCCCUAAGGAGCAGCUGCAGGACAGGCUCGUGGUGCUGCUUUGUAACCUCAAGCCUCAGAAGAUGAGGGGUGUGGAGUCACAGGGCAUGGUGCUGUGUGCCUCCAGUGUGGGGGAGCCACGGCAGGUGGAGCCCCUGGACCCACCUGCUGAGUGCUGCGCUGGGGAGCGUGUCUACGUGGAGGGCUACGAGGACGGGGAGCCUGAUGAUGAGCUCAAGCCAAAGAAGAAGGUGUUUGAGAAGCUACAGGCUGAUUUUCGCAUCUCUGAGGACUGCAUCGCUCAGUGGAAGGAGAGAAACUUUCUGACCAAGCUGGGGAGCAUCUCGUGUAAAAGCCUGAAGGGGGGGAGCAUCAGCUAACAAGCACCAGAGCCAUGGCUUGCCUCCUGCCUGGUCCCUCCACCCGUCCCUCCAGGCUCUCCUCCUCAGUCUGUGCCAUCUCCUUCCCCAGCACCUUGAGCAGGGGGCUUAGCCCUUUGGGACCUGGCAGCUCUGGACCUGAAUUUGCAGUCUCCCAUGCACUGUAACAGUGAGAGGCUUCUGGAGAGCUGGCCCAAACAUCUUUGCCUUGGGUCUGCUCAGUACCUCUGCUGUGGGCCAGAGCUGGGGCCUGGCAGUGGCACCACAUCUAAGGGACCUGUGUUUCUUGUGCCCGUGUCGUCUGGCUCAUCACCUAAGGUCACUGGCUUGCUCCCCGUUGUGCCAUGGACUAGAAACCUGCUCACUGGUUUAUCUCUGGGACAGCACGUGCAGGCACUGCCAUGACGGUUGAAAGGGAAAGCUGCUUGAUCAAACCCGUGUUGCUGCUACCAGGGUGGGGGACAGCUGCCUGGCAGCCAGGUAGCUCCUGUCCCCUGCUCUGCUCCGUGCACAGCCCACUCGGGGCAGGGGCUGGGGCUGCUGCUCAUGGGCCAGGAGCCCAGGCAUCCCCUGCCACACCAGGUCUGACCUGAGCCCGUGGCAGGCUGGGGUGGUAGGCCUUUAAACACCGACUCGGGAAGCAUCUGUCUGUCAUAAACCCAAAUAAAAUGUCAAGCUGA